Schistocerca cancellata (South American locust) is the source of this 3071-nucleotide messenger RNA. It is a transcript of the gene Pdp, whose product is annotated as pyruvate dehydrogenase [acetyl-transferring]-phosphatase 1, mitochondrial. Bases 514 to 2019 code for a protein of 501 amino acids. The transcript is spliced from 3 exons. Lineage: Eukaryota; Metazoa; Arthropoda; Insecta; Orthoptera; Acrididae. The record is from RefSeq and is a predicted model, not a curated record. Gene Ontology annotation, biological process: protein dephosphorylation. Gene Ontology annotation, molecular function: cation binding; protein serine/threonine phosphatase activity.
UCACUUUUGAUGAAUGUGGAAACCUGGUUGCGGGAGGGGUGUCUGCGGUUUUGUGGAAGUAUUCGUUACAUGUUGAGACGAGGCUUAAUCUUCUCCGUUUGUAGGAUCGACUGAAGUGGCUUUUAGUUCCUUAUGUUGGCUGACCUUAUUCACUACAUAAAAUAAUAAAACACGGAGAAAUUGUGCAAAUGCUAGAUACUAACUAUAUAAAGAAAACUAAAUGAUCUAAUUUAUAUGAUUGUGUGCUCUAGGCUGAAGAAAGCUGAUGAUGAAUUAACUGUAAUGCGAUGGGAAAUAGAUGGUAAUCAGUACUGUAGCCAGAGUCCGAAUAAAAGUAUUUGCAUUUGAGUCAUAGAUUCCUACCUUCUGUGUAUUUAGGUUUGUAAAUGGAAAGUGCACUAUGGUAUUGGAUUUUCUUACGAAGUAACAACCUCUAUUAGAUAGGGUGCAUACAUUUGGAAAAUCUGUUUUUGUUUUGUUUUGUUUCUUGUGUGUGUAUUGUAUUGCUUCAAGAUGGGAAUAGUUCCGACAGCUAGGCAGAUGAUAAAUCAAUGCUUCAGAAAUUUCUCCGUUUCAACUGCAGAAAUAAGUAAAUAUUUGCUUCUAGCACCGUGCAAAGAAAAUUUUUGCAGAAGCGUUAUAACUCUACACAAACGUUUUAUGAAAUACCAUUCAAAUAAGUUUGGGCACCUACCGAAACUGUCCCCGCAAGAGGUGACCAAUAUCCUGCGUGAAAAUGAAUAUUCCCAAGAGUUUAACAGUCCUGGUUCAGUUAAAUCUUAUGAUUCCAACCAGCUUGCUUCAAAUAACCCAACAGAAGAUGCCAGAUCAGAAGCAUGCUGCUUAAUGACAACAGGAAUGCUAGUAGGAGUUUUUGAUGGUCAUGGUGGACCAUCUUGUGCUCAGGUUGUUGCCAAACGACUUCUUCAUUAUAUAGCUGCUUGUCUACUUCCACCAGAUGAUCUACAGAGGUACCUACAGUCACUGGGGAAUGAUGAAUGUAUCAAAUUAUUAGAAGACUAUAAUGAUAAAGUAGUGUUAACAGAAGAAUUGAGUGAAUUAUACAAAAACAGUUUUUUAACUUUUGUUAAAGAGCUUUCUAGCACAAAAACAUCUCAUAUGGAUUUUCAUAUGAAAGAAGCCAUGGAAAGAGCUUUUUUGAGACUAGAUGAAGAUAUAUCUCGUGAAGCAUUACAGGAUCAGAGUGGCAGGAUUAAUAUAGAAACAUUAACAGUUGCCAUGUCUGGAGCAGUUGCAUGUGUAGCUCAUAUAGAUGGACCACAUUUGCAUAUAGCAAGUGCUGGUGACUGUGUUGGUGUCAUAGGUGUGUUAAAUGAUGGUGGUACAUGGGUAGCUAAGAAGUUGACUACAGAACAUAAUUCUGAUAACAGAAGUGAAGUUGAGAGGAUACUGAAAGAGCACCCACCAAAUGAAAGAGAUACUGUCAUAAAAAUGGAACGACUCUUAGGCCAGUUAGCUCCUCUGAGAGCUCUGGGUGAUUUCAGAUACAAAUGGAGCAGGGAUAUUCUCAAUCAUAUUGUCAAACCAUACUUUGGAGAAAAUUCUUUAGCUCCUCAUUAUUACACUCCACCGUAUCUCACAGCUUGUCCAGAUGUCACUCAUUAUCGGCUUACACCAAGAGACAAAUUUCUUGUUAUUGCUUCAGACGGACUUUGGGAUUUAGUGUCACCAUUGCAAGUUGUGAGACUUGUAGGUGAACAUAUGAGUGGCAAAGUGACUUUAAGUCCCUUUCGGUUACCUAGAAAAAAUAUGCGUAUAUCUGAAAUAAAUAAAAUGUUACUUCAGCGUAAGGAAGGCCUGAAGAAAAAACCUAUUGAUACAAAUGCUGCUACUCAUUUACUUAGAAAUGCUUUAGGUGGAACUGAAUAUGGUAUUGAUCACGGUAAACUUUCACAACUACUUAGCAUGCCAGAAGGAAUUGUGAGGUUAUUUCGUGACGACAUCACAAUCUCAGUAAUUUACUUUGAUUCUGAAUAUCUGAGGCACUGCCCUCCAUGAAACUGGGUAUCUUUAUAUGCAAGUGACGGUGACCGCAGGUACUUUAAAACAAAAUAAAUAGCUCCGUGUAAUUAUGUAUGUAACAUUAUAUAUAUAUAUUUAUUUAUUUUCUGUUAGAUGAGGCAUUUACUGAUUUAAUUUAUACAAUGUACAGAUCAAAGUGUUAUAGCAAUACAAUAUAAAUAUCUCAUUACCAAAGUUUAGUACUUUAACUUACAUCUUUCAUAAUAUACAAGCUUCUGACAAGCAUGUUGAAGUGUCUUUCUGAUAUCAGCACAAUGAGCGGCUACAUCACGAUAUUGAGUCGUACGAAAUAAAAUUAUUUCUUUCAAAAAUACUCUAAUUUAUGCCGUGUGGAACAGUAUGUAUUGGCAUUACUGGCUCUGUGGUACUUUUAACAGUCUUACACAAUUUAAAUGGACAAGCAGGUAACAUGCAUACAAAUUUAUUUACUGUCAUUCCUGUGGUUUUACACACUGCUCUUUCCUUGUCAGCAAUAUUACUGUAAAACAACUAAACAACAAAAAUUAUCACCCUUGUGGAAUAUUGAUUCCUGGCAACAUGUAAGAGUGAAUUCUGCUCUAAUAACAAGAGCAGUAAAAACUUACAUUAAAGCUGAGAUGAACGGAAGCAGAGAUGGAGAUGUACAACACCCCACUCUUAAAGCAAUUUAUAUACUGAAUCUAUUAGCCAUAUGACUGUACAAGUUUUUAUUCCGUGAAUGGAGUCAUACAACAUUAAAGUUACACGUAAAUAAACAUAAAAACAUUCACACACUAAAGAACAUGGUUUGCUAUAUUUCAGCUCACACUUAGAUCUUUGUUAUGUACAUCACAAUAUAAGACAAAAAUUGCCUAAAAGGGUUAAAUGAAAGACCGGUAUAAAAUAUCCAUAAAAAUUAACUUUUAGGAAGUGGACAUAAAAAAAUGAAACUGAAGUUAAACACAUGAAAUUUUCUGUAUUUAUUACAGCAAGUUCGCUCUAACCUGGAAUUCAUCAUUGAUGCAGUUUUGUGGAUUCCUCUUCUCUCCCAGGAAAGGAAGAAAAUAUCA